Linum trigynum is the source of this 1274-nucleotide messenger RNA. The record is from the annotation of a GenBank genome assembly. Lineage: Eukaryota; Viridiplantae; Streptophyta; Magnoliopsida; Malpighiales; Linaceae.
CCAGAAUUCAGAGUUGGCUGUCUGCCUGCUAUAAUACUCUUAAGACCAAAUGGGUUAUACAAACUACUUCUUGUGCGUCACCAUUUCAUUAUUUCUAACCUUGUCUUCCCUUCAUCUGGUUGCUCCAUUUCCUGCUGCUGCUUCCGGAGGCGGCCUAGAUUACAGUUACUAUGACCAAACAUGCCCUCAUCUGGCCAUGAUUAUUCGAUAUAAUGUCUGGUCAGCUUUCAAGAAUGAGUCAAGGAUCGCUGCUUCCCUCCUGCGGUUGCACUUCCAUGACUGUCUAGUAAAUGGAUGUGAAGGCUCAAUACUCCUUGAUGAUACAAUUGAUUUCAAAGGGGAGAAGAAUGCGCCAGCAAAUCGUAAUUCAGCUAGAGGGUAUGAAGUCAUUGACAGCAUCAAAGCAGAGGUCGAAAAGGCUUGUCCAUCGACAGUUUCAUGUACCGACAUAUUGGCUCUAGCAGCAAGAGAAGCUGUCGUCAUGACAGGAGGGCCAUACUGGCCUGUUUCAUUAGGCCGGAGAGAUGGACUGACUGCUAACCAAGCUGCAGUUGCUCAGGAGUUGCCAUCUCCUAUCGAGUCGUUGGAUGAUAUCACAGCAAAGUUUACUUCAAAGGGACUUGAUGUUAAGGAUGUUGUCGUCCUCUCAGGAGCACAUACAUUAGGAUUUGCACAGUGCUUUCUCAUCAAGAGGAGGUUAUUCAACUUUAAGAACACUGGCAAACCAGACCCAGCACUUGAAUCCUCUGCACUCACAAGCCUGCAGGGGAUGUGCCCGAACAAGGACGCCUCCAACGCCAACCUCGCCCCGCUUGACUCAACCACCACCCGGUUCGACAACUCGUACUACACCAACAUCGUCAAUAAUGCCGGCCUUCUCGACUCGGACCAAGCCCUGCUGAUGAACCCAACCACAGGGGAAAUGGUCAGGUCCUACAGCUCGAACCCGUACCAAUUCUACAGCGACUUUGCUGCCUCCAUGGUGAAGCUGUCCAGCGUCGGGGUUCUUACUGGGAAGAAUGGUGAGAUUAGAAAGAAAUGUGGGUCUGUGAACUAGCAGAUUAUAGUAUUUGGGGAGGGAAAGUGACUGCCAGGUGUCUCUCUGAAUGUUGAAUAUGAAUAAUUUGGAGGGAACUAAGGCUUGUAGUGCAGUUGAUCAAGGUUGUUGUGAUGUGUAGUUGCAGUAUAGCCUCGAGUCCAGUUUGAUGACCUUAUUGCAAAAGUGGGAAAGUUAAGGGAUCAGUUUGUAACUUAAAUAACUCGAAAGUGGAAAU